UUAUAUAUCGGGGGCGCCGAACGCGAGCGAGCGAGCGAACGAACGAACGAACCAACUGAAGAAUCUCCUGCCUACCUACGCGGGGCGAGAUGUGCGAUCGCCUCUCGUUGCCACGUCGAGCCAAUUAUAUAUCGCCAAUUCCGGGCGGCUUUAAAGUCGCGUUCUCCGCGGCGACCCAAUUCGCCGAAACAUAAAGAUGGGGAAUAAACGAAAAUAAUACUAACCUCGUAAGCGGGCACGGUCGUUGCACGCGCAGCGCUCGGGCUCCUCGGCGGCGGCGGCGGCUUCGUCAUCCCGGGGGGGAAAUCGCGGCCGAGAUCGCGAGGACGAUUGCGAGACCGAUUUCGCGAUCGGCAACGCGCGAGAGAGACCGGCGCGAUUUCGCGGCGGAGUGUGUCGUUGACGCUGCGGUGCGACGCGAGUGCGCAUCCUUUUGCGAACGAUAGAUCGGCGUCGCUGUGAAGUUGACCGCUGUUCGCCGCGUCGAUAUAUAACGUGUGUCCGCCGACUCGCGAUUGGCUGGGGAGAAGAGGAAUUGCCGAAAGUGAAAUAGUCGGCGGCGCGUUGUGAAAUUGGCGACUCGAAAAUUGCGGUCUAUUGAAAUAAAGGAGGGAUGGUCGAAAGAAAGAAAUUUAGCGAGAAUUGCAACAACUGACGUACGCUGCGCAGAACGAAUCGUGUUCUUGACGGAUCUCGACGAUCGAGUGCGACGGAUCUGAAGGAUUAUGCGAGCACUGGACAGCAAAGAGCGACAGCUAACUCGAAUUAAUUUGCGCGAAUUGCGCCAAGUUUACCGGCGAUUCGACGCAAAAAGGCUCGAUCUACGCUUAUUCAAGAUCGAGCGUUGAAAUUCGCGGCAGAGCGAGGCGAGCGAACGUGCGAUAGCGGCAACUUCAUAGCGACGCGCGGGACACCGACGAGUCUUCCGACGAGAAGCGUGAGAAGCGCAGAGCUUCCUCCGCAAAAGUGACGCGGGUAAACAGAACGGAUUCACGGGGCAGCGGCGAGAGAUCGACGAGCGGCGACAAUGGGGGUGAAGAAAUUCAUCAUGAAGAGGAUUCCCUUCUUCAAGAUGAAGGCGAAGCGGAAGUACCAUGGCACAAACGGGACGGCGCCGGCCCCGGUGCAAAAUGCAGUCCAGACAGACCAGCCGGCAGAUUCCGACAACGCUAGCGUCGGAAGUGGUAAUUCGAAUCUUAGCACUGGCGCGCUUCAGAAUAUCAGAGAACAAAUGGCUGCAUCUCUGGAACGAAUGAAAGAGCUGGAGGAACAGGUCAAGGCGAUUCCCAUGCUGCAGGUGCAGGUCUCGGUAUUGAAAGAGGAGAAGCGCAAUCUCCUACGGCAAAUGGACGAGCUGAAUAAAACGAAUUCCUACAAUGACACCCUACAGAGGCAUCGCAGCCAGUCAUUCUCGGAACAACGCGCCAUCACCCUGCGAAACCUGAAGAACUCUGGAAGCGUGCCUACCAGGGACAUGGGCACUAUGUGCGGCGUAAUGACAAGGGACGUUGGGGUAUCGUACCAGCCGGUUCGAACAAGGGACGUCGGUAUGAUAACAAGCACGCCGAUCAAGCCAUCGCUGCAGAAAAGUCAUCUGCGAAUCGAGGAGAUUGUGCCCGAGAUCCAGGAUCAGAGCGCCGUGCUGGCAGACGAGACACCGACGGACCUCUCGAACUUUUCCAACUCCCAGCAUCGUAGUUGGAAAUCGAGUUUGACCCGCAGUCAACUGAUGCUGGAGGAAAUCCUGCCGGAAGUACGAUGGAGGCCGCUGACGAAAACUCUGCUUCAAGUAGAAUCGAUACCGCCCGGCGAAAAGGAUUCGAUCAAUCGCAAAAUCAUGAAGAAGACGCGGGACUUCGGUAUCAAUACGGAGAACAAAUCCAGGAGCCUUCAGUGCAGUCAUUUCCUAAUCGAGGAUAUUGCGCCGGAAGCGAAAAAGGAAAUCAAGAAGCGUUCCUGCGGCACAAUAACGAGAUUGGGUAUGAACAACGUCCUGACGCACGCGGAUGCUGAGUUGCUCGUGGAGCGCGCCUUGAAAAAUUACAAGAACAGCCUGGUGAAGGACACUUCCUCCAAGAGCGUUCAGUGCAGUCCAGACAUGCCUAGAGUCGUCGAAAAGAAGGAUCAGAUGGUCCAGGUGACAGAACAGUUCAAAAUGCGUUCACACGUCGGUGUAACCGCCAAGCCGACGACAUCGGAGGUCGGAAUCGAGGUCAGAUUCGGUUCUUCUACCAGGAGCGUGUGCGUCGGACCGGAUCCAGUAGCGGUGCAACCGCCGGUAUCGUUGAACUCGAUGAACUCGAGGAGUCACUCGUUUAAUUACGGCGAUACGCGAACGAAGACCAAACCCAGCAAGUCGGUAGCGGUGAUGGUGGAAGACCUGGUGAGAACCAUUAAUCGCGGCACCGAAACCACUGGUUUCACGCCAAAGUGUCGGGAUUUCGGCACCUCGACGAUGAAGAAGACGUUCGUCGACGUGUCGGUCGGCGAGUCGGUGAGGCCACAUAUCUCGAUCUCCUGCGCGGCGAAUUACUGCGACAACUGCAAGGAGACGAUCAAAAGUCUGGCGAAACAGAUCGCGAACAAUGCGGAGAACAGCCUGAAUCAUCAGAACAGCAAUAUGGCAUCCAGGAUCCCGAGGCCGUCCCAUAUUCCCCUGAAUACCAGCGAUCACAGAAGGCAGUUCAAGCGCCAAGACACCUAUACGAAAAUACCAGCCGCCGGUGUGAUAAGAUACGACACGGAUAAUAAAGAACAGUACGACAGCAGCAAUCGCAUUCAACAAUUGCAAUCCGAGAAAAUCAAGGAUGAAAAGAUUGCGUCAGAAGAGGUGCGUAACAUGGAGAAGGAGGCGGAUAACGAGAAGUCCGAGCUGCCGGAGUCGGCUCUGUUUCAACCAAUACAAGAUAAGCCGAGGAAAAAGGUCGAGCCCACGAAAGAGAUGCAAGCCGCCAUGAAGGUGCUCAACGACAGUAUCAAGAAGUCCCCUAGCAGAAAUAUCUCCCAUCAGCUCAAGAACGCUACCAAUAUCAUACAGCCAGAAUGGUUCAAAAUAUCCAGCACAUCUAGCGCGAAUCCGUUAGAUGUCGAGGAUUAUCUGGACCGUUUCGAGGAGUGCUCCAGCACGCUGCUGGAGUACAUCGUCAACAUGACGGACACCAGUGGAAACACAGCGAUGCACUACGCGGUCUCCCACGGCAAUUUCGACGUGGUGUCUAUAUUGCUAGACUCGAAGGUCUGCGACAUUAACAAGGCGAACGUGGCUGGUUACACGGCUGUGAUGUUAGCUGCUCUGGCGGAGGUCAGAAAUUCCACGCACGCCUCGGUAGCGAAUAGACUGUUCCAGCUCGCCGACGUCAACAUCCGAGCAAAAUUGCAUGGGCAAACUGCACUGAUGUUGGCGGUAUCGCACGGACGUAAGGAUAUGACGCAACUGCUCCUGGACGCUGGAGCUGCGGUUAAUAUCCAGGACGAAGACGGUAGCACCGCGCUGAUGUGCGCCGCGGAACACGGCCACACCGACAUCGUGAGAUUGCUCCUCGCGCAUCCGGACUGCGACCCAGCUAUCGUCGACGUGGACGGCAGCUCGGCCCUGAAGAUCGCCCUAGAGGCGGGUAACCGGGAUAUCGGGGUGUUGCUUUACGCUCACGAGCACGUUAAUCGGGGCAUCAGCCCGUAUUCGACUCUGAGGCGAAGCAGAAGGGGUUCCAAGCCGACAACGCCCACCGGACCGUCUCCGUCGGCUCCAGUUAGUCCGGCGCCAUCGCGACGCCUUCAUUCGUCCAGCGUUUCUCUGAACACAUCAAAAUAUUCCAAAUAAUUCCGAUAAUAGAUCCUUCAUACGAUUCUCUUAUAGGUUCAUCCAUCAUGAUUUUUCUCUUCACACGUUGUUUCGAAUGUAAUAGCAAUUGGCAAACGAGUCACAGUAUAACUGGAACUUUAUAUUUAAGUAUAACUUUUCUUUGAUACGACCUUUUUAUAUUCUUCUAUAAGUUACAGUUGUAUCUAUGAUGUAUAUUCUUAUAUUCAUCACACCGAUUGCGAGAACAUACGACGAUACAUUAGAGUCCUCUUGCCUAACGAUCGAUUUGUUUCGAUGGAACUGUAUUGUAUAAUUUAAGAAGUCAAGAACGAUGCUCAACACUGUAUAUAUCUAUUCAGGGUAACGUUGGAAAAAUCUUGUAGUUUAGUUUUGUAGUGUAAUCUCUAGAAGUAGUCCAUCGUAGGUGCUGUCAGAUAUUUUGACGAAUCUUUCGUAAAUCCUUCGUAAAUUUUAUACGAUUUUGAUCGUAGCGCACCCUCGGGGAAUACGAUUUUUCUCUUAGACGGGGUGUGAAAGUACAAAGUAUCUAACAUCCAUGACUAUACAAUCCACAGUAAACAAUCGGUCGAUCUUUUUGUGCGCGUCUCUUUUUGUGACUCUGUGGCAUUGAACAUUCCAAAACGAACGAUCAUCGAUCCGAAUUUCUUACGGUAGAAAUUUAUACUGUAUUUCCAAAAUUUCAGGCCUAAUCUCAAAUUAGGGAUCAAAUCAUCAGUAUCGUGUGUGUAUACAUGUAUACAUGCGAUAGACAUAGAGAAACGUAGCAAUAUAUGUAAUGAAUGUAUAUGUUAUAACAGUGUGAGAGUUUUACGAUUCAAUUAUUUACGGCGUUUUCACGCGCGAACGACAUCAAACGUACUUAUCACUGUUCUAUGUUGAGAUAGAGAUGUUAGAUGAUGAAAAAAAUGUAUAAAACCAGUAUAUCUAGUUGUGAAACGUGCGAGCGUCGAAAGACUUACGAGAGAAAUUAUGUUUUGGGACUUGUUAACGAUUUUCAUAUCUCGAAAAUUUUAUACGCGAUCAUAUCGAAGUGUUAACAUGUAUUUAUUUAACCGAACGAAUUGUCAACACGUGCAUUAAGAAUCGCGUUCCAUUUACGUGAAGAAGGAAUAAAUACAUUGAACGGUUUUCUUAUAAGGUUGUGAAUAGAUAGAGUUAUAAUUAAAUUAUUUAAGUUCGAGAGAGGUCAAAGAUCCAUAGUUUAAUGUUAUCGUAAGUGUUUCUCCGUCUCCGAGAGUAAUUCUAUGACGAUUGUUGGAGUAAGACAUAAUUGUCUAUAUCGAACGUGUAGGCAAUGUAUGAACACAUUGAUGCCGUAGGAAUCUAGAAAGUAGAAAAGUACUCCUUAUUGUUUGUGCCUUUAUAUUUAAUAUAUAAUACCAUUAAAUGAUAUACUGUAAUAC
Molecule: messenger RNA, 5226 nt
Organism: Vollenhovia emeryi
Lineage: Eukaryota; Metazoa; Arthropoda; Insecta; Hymenoptera; Formicidae
Gene: Kank
Product: KN motif and ankyrin repeat domain-containing protein 2
Exons: 7
Coding region: 1028-3820 (930 amino acids)
Biological process (GO): negative regulation of actin filament polymerization
Cellular component (GO): cytoskeleton; cytoplasm
Molecular function (GO): protein binding
Source: RefSeq, a predicted model, not a curated record